UUGUUUUUUUUAUUUAAUUGUUCCAGAUGGAGUUUUGAUGAAACAGUGACUCAUUUUAUCUAUCAAGGCCGACCAAAUGACACUAACCGAGAAUAUAAAUCUGUAAAAGGAAAAGGAGUACAUGUUGUUUCAGAGCACUGGCUUUUAGAAUGUGCCCAAGAGCAUAAACAUCUUCCUGAAUCUCUUUAUCCGCAUACUUACAAUCCCAAAAUGAGCUUGGAUAUCAGUGCAGUACAAGAUGGCAAACUCUGUCACAAUCGUCUACUCUCAGCCGACUCAGCAACGAAGGGUGAAGAGCCAGAUCAUUUGCCUGUAGAAGAAAAUGACAUAGGCAAUAUGACCUCCAGUAAUAAAGAAACAGCAACAUCAAAUGGAAAUGGAAGGAGUAACUUUAAAGGAGCUCUGACACAGACACUGGAAAUGAGAGAGAACUUCCAAAAGCAGCUGCAGGAGAUAAUGUCCGCGACAUCUAUAGUGAAACCCCAGGGGCAAAGGACUUCUCUUUCAAGAAGUGGUUGUAACAGUGCUUCUUCAACCCCUGACAGCACUCGCUCAGCCCGCAGUGGACGGAGUAGAGUCCUAGAGGCCCUGAGGCAAUCUCGUCAAAUAGUACCUGAUAUCAACACAGAGCCCUCCCAAAAUGAACAAAUCAUUUGGGAUGACCCUACAGCCAGGGAGGAGAGAGCAAGGCUUGCCAGCAAUUUGCAGUGGCCUAGUUGUCCCACCCAAUAUUCUGAGCUUCAAGUUGACAUUAAAAAAUUGGAGUAUUCUCCUUUCCAGGAGCCAUUACACGAUUCAGAAAUUGCUGAACAGGGUAAUGAGAAAAAAAUCUAUUUAGCUGUUUGUAUUAAGUGCAUGUUGACCUCUUAAAAAUAAACAGAUAAACACAUUGUAUUUCUUUGAAUUAUGCAUGCUAUGAAAAACUUACUAGAUAUUUCUGAUCUGAGUUUAAAAAGAGUCAGAAAAGUAAUAAUAAAUUUAGGUAAUUUAUCAUUAAAUUGAAAACUAUUUUGAUUCUUAAAUUUGGAGAUUAAGGAUUAGGCAUUUUUUGCCAGACAUGGUUUUCACCAUUGUUCAUUCAUUCUAGUCCUUUAUGCACUUGUGUAGUUAAUGCCUGGUUUUUCUCCCAAUCAUCUUAUUUUCAUUUAAAUCUUCUGAAUUUCAUCCUAUAUUCAAAUCCUACAUUUGUUCUUUGGAUUUGUAUGUGUUGCUUUCUGAAUUCCCAUAUUUUUUUCUUCUUUGGGGGCUUUACUUUGAUAAAAUGCUUUAUAUCCCUCAUUGUUGGUCAUCUUUUUACCCGCCUUUCUCUUUCAGGGCACUUGAUUAUUUCUCUACACUAAAUGUGUAGACUUCUCUUUGCUGCUAAUUUUCUCCAAGUGUAAAAUUGCUUUCAUUGUACAAA
Molecule: messenger RNA, 1402 nt
Organism: Manis javanica (Malayan pangolin)
Lineage: Eukaryota; Metazoa; Chordata; Mammalia; Pholidota; Manidae
Source: RefSeq, a predicted model, not a curated record